AUGCGGCUCCCUCAUGCACUCACUGUCCUCCUGCUGGCCAGUCUGCCGACGAAAGUUCUCUCCCAAGCCGGCGGACAAGGCACAGUAAUGCUCUACACCGACCCUGACACUGGCAUUCCCUUCUACGGCUAUGUCGUCCCCGGCGGAUACCGCUUCGGCAUCGUCAUGCCCGAAAAGCCGACAUCCGACUUUAUCAUGCAGCUCACGGCGCCGCUGCUGGAGAAGGGACACGGAUGGGUGGGGGUGUCGAUGGGGGCUUCAAUGAAGGGGAGUUUGCUUCUCAUCACUUGGCCGAACGGUAACGACGUGAUAACCUCCGCCCGCCUAGCAACAGGCUACACCUCCAGCAGCGUGAUCCCGUACUCCAAAACCAGCUUUUCCAAACACAACACCAUCAGUCUUGCCCCCCUCCCCACCGGGACCUACGCCAACAGCACGCACCUCGUCUCAACAUUCCUCUGCACAGGCUGCAUCCACCCCAAGUUGAGCUUCUCAACCGACUGGGCAUAUGACUCCAGCUAUAGUGGAGAACACUAUUUUUCGCUGGCGUAUUCAAGCAUGCCAGUUGACGAGCCCGAGAAGGAGGAUACCAUACUGAGCUCGCAUAAGGGUGAUGGAGCGAAGGGGUGGUAUGCGGGGUUUAAUUUGGGGUUAGGGAAUGCGAAGAAUAGGGCGUUUGAGAAGUUUCUUGAUCUGGUCGACUCCCAGCUCAAAGGAGAAAGGAGGACCAGCGUCUCUAACGAGGGAGGCUAUUCUAAACCGACAGGAACCGGAACCGGGCCGAUCACCCCAACCGCAACGGGCCGAGUCGUAGGCAAUUACACCGCCUCACUUGCAACCUUCCGAACCACGCCGCCAGCAUUCACAAUCACCAGCGCCUCAACAGAGACAGAGAAAGUGUACGCGGGUAUCGCGACGGGCACGGAAGCCAUAGUGACAACCAAGACGGCAGACCCGUGGGUACACGAGACACAGACGCCGACGCAGCCAAGCACGGUGCAUGCGAAGAUUGAUCCGUUCUGGGCAUGGAUGACGGCGCUGGCCGUGGGGGUUUAUGUGUUGCAGGCUUUUUCGAACUGA
Molecule: messenger RNA, 1080 nt
Organism: Thermochaetoides thermophila DSM 1495
Lineage: Eukaryota; Fungi; Ascomycota; Sordariomycetes; Sordariales; Chaetomiaceae
Exons: 2
Coding region: 1-1080 (359 amino acids)
Source: RefSeq, a predicted model, not a curated record